Molecule: messenger RNA, 3995 nt
Organism: Zalophus californianus (California sea lion)
Lineage: Eukaryota; Metazoa; Chordata; Mammalia; Carnivora; Otariidae
Gene: UNC5D
Product: unc-5 netrin receptor D
Exons: 18
Coding region: 290-3166 (958 amino acids)
Biological process (GO): netrin-activated signaling pathway
Cellular component (GO): membrane
Molecular function (GO): netrin receptor activity; protein binding
Source: RefSeq, a predicted model, not a curated record
AGCAGCGGGAGCGCGGCGAGCGGUGCUGCGGAGAGGACGCGCGACUCCGGCAGCGGCCGUGGCGGCAUUGGUCGCCCCGCCGUGGGAGGCUAUGGGGGCGCGUGCUGGCUCCCGGUGCCCGGCCAGCGGCGGCUCGGGGCGCCCUGCCCCGGGGCUGUAGGGAGACGCCGUGGACCAGUCACUCGCCGAAGACCUCCGGGACCCGCUCAUCUCGGUCCCCGGCUCGCCGUGUCUCUCCCGGACGCCCGGGGCGUGGAAGAGAAGCCAGACUCCGAGCGGGGCGAGGAGCAUGGGGAGAGCGGCCGCCGCAGGAGGAGGCGCUGGAGGGGCGCGCCGGUGGCUCCGGUGGCUGGGGCUCUGCUUCUGGGCGGCGGGGGCUGCGGCUGCCCGAGGAACUGACAAUGGGGAAGCCCUUCCUGAGUCCAUCCCCUCAGCUCCUGGGACGCUGCCUCAUUUCAUAGAGGAGCCAGACGAUGCUUACAUCAUCAAGAGCAACCCCAUUGCACUGAGGUGCAAAGCAAGGCCAGCCAUGCAGAUAUUCUUUAAAUGCAAUGGCGAGUGGGUCCAUCAAAAUGAGCAUGUCUCCGAGGAGAGUCUGGAUGAGAGUUCAGGCUUGAAGGUCCGGGAGGUGUUUAUCAACGUCACCAGACAGCAGGUAGAGGAUUUCCACGGGCCAGAGGACUACUGGUGCCAGUGUGUGGCCUGGAGCCACCUGGGGACCUCCAAAAGCAGGAAGGCCUCCGUGCGCAUAGCUUAUUUACGGAAAAACUUCGAACAAGAUCCUCAGGGAAGGGAGGUUCCCAUUGAAGGCAUGAUAGUGCUGCAUUGCCGACCACCCGAGGGAGUUCCUGCAGCUGAGGUGGAAUGGCUGAAAAAUGAGGAGCCCAUUGACUCCGAGCAAGACGAGAACAUUGACACCAGGGCUGACCACAACCUCAUCAUCCGCCAGGCACGGCUCUCGGACUCAGGCAAUUACACCUGCAUGGCAGCCAACAUCGUGGCCAAGAGGAGGAGCCUGUCAGCCACAGUGGUGGUUUAUGUGAAUGGAGGCUGGUCUUCCUGGACAGAGUGGUCAGCCUGCAAUGUUCGCUGUGGUAGAGGAUGGCAGAAACGUUCCCGGACCUGCACCAACCCAGCUCCUCUCAAUGGUGGGGCCUUUUGUGAGGGAAUGUCAGUGCAGAAAAUAACCUGCACUUCUCUUUGUCCUGUGGAUGGGAGCUGGGAAGUGUGGAGCGAAUGGUCAGUCUGCAGUCCAGAGUGCGAGCAUUUGCGGAUUCGGGAGUGCACGGCCCCACCCCCAAGGAAUGGGGGCAAGUUCUGUGAAGGGCUAAGCCAGGAAUCUGAAAACUGUACAGAUGGUCUCUGCAUUCUAGAUAAAAAACCUCUUCAUGAAAUAAAACCCCAAAGAUGGAGUAGGAGAGGCAUUGAGAACGCCAGCGACAUUGCUCUGUACUCGGGCUUGGGCGCUGCCGUGGUGGCUGUUGCAGUCCUGGUCAUUGGUGUCACCCUUUAUAGACGGAGCCAGAGUGACUAUGGCGUGGACGUCAUUGACUCUUCUGCAUUGACAGGUGGCUUCCAGACCUUCAACUUCAAAACGGUCCAUCAAGGUAACUCCCUGCUCCUGAAUUCCUCCAUGCAACCAGACCUCACGGUCAGCCGGACAUACAGCGGUCCCAUCUGCCUCCAGGACCCUCUGGACAAGGAACUCAUGACAGAGUCCUCACUCUUUAACCCUUUGUCUGACAUCAAAGUCAAAGUCCAGAGCUCAUUCAUGGUGUCCCUGGGCGUGUCUGAGAGAGCAGAGUACCACGGCAAGAAUCAUUCUGGGACUUUUCCCCAUGGAAACAACCGCAGCUUUAGUACAAUGCACCCCAGAAAUAAAACACCCUACAUCCAGAAUAUGUCAUCACUCCCCACCAGGACAGAACUGAGGACCACUGGGGUCUUUGGCCACUUAGGAGGACGCUUAGUCAUGCCAAAUACAGGGGUGAGUUUACUCAUACCACAUGGGGCCAUCCCAGAAGAGAAUUCAUGGGAGAUCUAUAUGUCCAUCAACCAAGGUGAACCCAGCCUCCAGUCCGAUGGAUCCGAGGUGCUCCUGAGUCCUGAAGUCACCUGUGGCCCUCCAGACAUGAUCGUCACCACUCCCUUUGCAUUGACCAUACCACACUGUGCGGACGUCAGUUCUGAGCACUGGAACAUCCAUUUAAAGAAGCGGACGCAGCAGGGCAAGUGGGAGGAAGUGAUGUCGGUGGAGGAUGAAUCCACAUCCUGUUACUGCCUUUUGGACCCCUUUGCAUGUCACGUGCUCCUCGACAGCUUCGGGACAUAUGCCCUCACUGGAGAACCAAUCACAGAUUGUGCCGUGAAACAGCUCAAGGUGGCGGUUUUUGGCUGUAUGUCCUGUAACUCUCUGGAUUACAACUUGAGAGUCUACUGUGUGGACAAUACCCCUUGGGCAUUUCAGGAAGUAGUUUCAGAUGAAAGGCAUCAAGGUGGACAGCUACUGGAAGAGCCAAAGUUGCUGCAUUUCAAAGGGAACACCUUCAGUCUUCAGAUCUCCAUCCUUGACAUUCCCCCAUUCCUCUGGAGAAUCAAACCAUUCACUGCAUGCCAGGAGGUCCCAUUCUCCCGCGUGUGGUGCAGUAACAGGCAGCCCCUGCACUGUGCCUUCUCCCUGGAGCGCUACACGCCCACCACCACCCAGCUGUCCUGCAAAAUCUGCAUCCGGCAGCUCAAAGGCCAUGAACAGAUCCUCCAAGUGCAGACAUCCAUCCUGGAGAGUGAAAGAGAAACCAUCACGUUCUUUGCACAAGAGGACAGCACUUUCCCUGCACAGACUGGCCCUAAAGCCUUCAAAAUCCCUUACUCCAUCAGACAGCGGAUUUGUGCCACCUUCGAUACCCCCAAUGCCAAAGGCAAGGACUGGCAGAUGUUAGCACAGAAAAACAGCAUCAACAGGAAUUUAUCUUAUUUUGCUACACAAAGUAGUCCAUCUGCUGUCAUUUUGAACCUGUGGGAAGCUCGUCAUCAGCACGAUGGUGAUCUUGACUCCCUGGCCUGUGCCCUUGAAGAGAUUGGGAGGACACACACGAAACUCUCAAACAUUACAGAAUCCCAGCUCGAUGAAGCCGACUUCAACUACAGCAGGCAAAAUGGACUCUAGUCCAAGAUCACUCGUGAGACAGUGACGGCCAGCUUCGGGACAUUUGCUUUAAAUGGGAAAGAGGCAGCUUUCUGCCCAGUGGCAUUUGGAGAAUUCAGCAUUCAUUUACAAUCAGUGUGAAUCCCUGGUUGAAGAAACUGAAUUUUAUAUAGGUAUAAUAUGUUCAUAGGGAAAAGUACAAGCUCUCUUGAAUAUAAGAGGGCUCUACUGUCUCGUCUAAAUCUGCACUCGGGCAAACACUUGAUGAACUUUCUCAGCUUUGGAGUGGGGAGGAUAAAAGUGAGGGCAUAGCUAGAGAAAAUUAACUGGGGAAAAGAUGAGCUACGGUAAAGCCAGGAAGGCAGAGAGUGAAUCGUGCAUGUUUUGAAACAGGUUUUUAAUGAGGUGCCCCAAAGGGCCAGCUGAUUCUGGUACCAGAUUGUCAGGGUUGUCUCCCAACUGGCAUCCGUGAGGUCAGCAAUUAUGUAAAACCAGCUUUGCGAAGUGAAACGGGGUGUCCAACCCAUUUGUAGGACUUCGGUAACGUCAAGGAGGGCAUUUAGAAUCUAGAUUCUGAGUUCAUCACACCAGCACCGAUUCCCCAUUUAUCCUAGCCACUUAACGGAAACAAGAUCAGAAGGUGAGACGGACCACAAACUAGUUCUUGCGCUGUACGCCACCUUCGUUUUCUCCCCGAGACAAAUAUGCCCACCUUCUCUCUACCCCUUCCUUACCCGGUUUCCGAGCAUAAUUAAACUCAAUAUGGAAAUUUACUUCUCCUAAUUCAACAAAGCAGAAUCCUCCAUUCCCAGCUAAGCCAGUCGAAUUGCAGAGUGCUAUUAGAACAGAG